UUGGAGCCGCAGCCUCCUUGCGCCGGGUCCCGCGGUCGCAGCUCGUGCCGCCUUCUGCUCGUCCUCGCCCGAGCAGCUUGCUUCGUGGGUCGGCCCUCCGACACACGAGCUCCAAGCCACCCCUCUCUCUCUCUCUCUCCCUAAAAGCCCUUCAAGGCGGUCUUCGGUUUCCUUCUUUGCAGCCGAUCCGCUCCAGCCUUGCGAAGAUGGUGGACCGCGAGCAACUGGUGCAGAAAGCCCGGCUGGCCGAGCAGGCGGAGCGCUACGACGAUAUGGCCGCGGCCAUGAAGAACGUGACAGAGCUGAACGAACCGCUGUCCAAUGAGGAACGGAACCUCCUGUCUGUGGCCUACAAGAACGUGGUCGGGGCUCGCCGCUCCUCCUGGAGGGUCAUCAGCAGCAUCGAGCAGAAGACCUCUGUGGACGGCAACGAGAAGAAGAUCGAGAUGGUCCGAGCCUACCGGGAGAAGAUCGAGAAGGAGCUGGAGGCCGUGUGCCAGGACGUGCUGAGCCUGCUGGACAACUACCUGAUCAAGAAUUGCAGUGAGACCCAGUACGAGAGCAAAGUCUUCUACCUGAAGAUGAAAGGGGACUAUUACCGCUACCUGGCCGAAGUGGCCACCGGGGAGAAAAGGGCCACCGUGGUGGAGUCGUCCGAGAAGGCCUACAGCGAAGCCCACGAGAUCAGCAAGGAGCACAUGCAGCCCACCCACCCCAUCCGGCUGGGCCUGGCGCUUAACUACUCCGUUUUCUACUAUGAGAUCCAGAACGCCCCGGAGCAAGCCUGCCACCUGGCCAAGACCGCCUUCGAUGACGCCAUCGCCGAGCUCGACACUCUGAACGAGGACUCCUACAAGGACUCCACGCUGAUCAUGCAGCUGCUCCGAGACAACCUAACGCUCUGGACGAGCGACCAGCAGGACGACGAGGGCGGCGAAGGCAACAAUUAGGGCCCCGGGGGACUGGCCGCGCACGCCGAUGCUACUACUGCAGUCUUUAUUUUUUUCCCAUGAGUUGGGGGUCGGGUGGGGGAGGGGAAAGGGAGGGCUGACCUUCCCAGGGAGAAACCCACGACUGUCCUGUCUUUGAUCGCCUCUUUGACAUUUUUGCCAAAACACCACUAGUGGAUAUCAGGCUUGCUGUGCUGGUGCCGGAGUAGCGGGCCUCACGCAGGCGCCGCCGGGACUGUCGUGCAGGCUCGUGCGUGCGCGUGGGGCCGUCUGCCUUUAGUUUAACUUAUUGCUAGACGGUAGGGUUUAAAGAUGAGAAGGAGAUCCGGAGAUGAUGGCCCUCGUUCAGUGCGUUCUGUGGUUCCAGUAAGGACUCUCCUGUCCGUACGCUCUCGUCCUCAGUUCUGUGGCUGGUUUCUCCCUGUGUGGCUGUGCUGGGUUUUUUCUUUUCUUUUCUUUUCUUUUCCUUCUCCUUCCCCCAGGGUGAUCUCUGCCAGAGAAGGCCUAGUGUCAGUUACCCGAGUGGACAGGCUUAGAGUGGAAGACACAUCCUUGGUCGCUGGCUCAGGCCUGGCCCUGGGUUCGCAAUCUCGGACGGGUUGACAGUAUUAACACUAAAUUCUAGUUUACAGUCUCUCCAUGACAGCCAUACAUGACAUCAAGCCAUUGGUCCUGAGUUUUCCCUUAUCAGCUCAGCUUUGCAUCCGUAUCCCGCUGUAUCCAGGUUGGUCUGGCUGUUCUUCAGCUCUCCUGGUUGAGAAUCAGAACUUUCUUUUAGGUUUUGGUUAAUGGGUGCUUGACAGGUGGCUGGCCGUGGGAUACUUUUUUUUUUUAAAGUUCUUCUUUACUCUUUAAGCCCAUCACAAAAAUAGAAACUGUUAAGCACCACACACACAGAAAACGGAGAAAAUUCAGGUCUGUAUGUCGUUUCUCAUGUUGGUAUUUUCAGAGCCUCCUGCUCCCCAGCAGCCGGGCUCCCUCCUCAGUCACUGCCGGUGGAAUAUUUCUCAGCUGAGUCUCCCCAGCACCUCGUGCUGGCAGCGUGCGGGUGUCUGGAGGCCAUUGGAUUGGAUUGUAGAGGUGGGUGGUCGUCGAGAAAGUAGAGCAUCGGGUGUGAGCAGCUGAGCCAACAGCAACCCACUAGGAGGAGGCAGCUCCCCUCAAGCCUGUCCAGUGUGGGAGCCUGGUCCCAAGUCAGCUGUCCUUGUCACCCGCUCACGGCCCAGCUCCUUUCCCAAGUGCUUCGAGAGGGUAACUGAUGUUUGGCAGGAGGCAGUGCCCACCGCCCGUUUGGCCCAAGCAUUCCUGUUCUUUCCUUCUGAAUGAAAGCGUAGAUGCUGGAGAUUGGCUUCUCGAUGAGGUCACCACACGUGACGCUGAAGGAAGCUGUGCUGCUAUGUCCCACAUGGUCCGUCUCACUUAGCCCCGGGUCCCUCGUUCUCACUGUGGAUAACUCUAUCCAUAAGCAUGCCUUGUUGCAUGCGGAGUGUACAGUUUCUGUCUUCUAGAGGAUCCAUGGUCGGGUGGAUUCCCAAGAUGGGUCACACCCAAACUUGCUUUCCUCGUGUUCAAAGACCUGGCCAGCCACCUUCUCUCACCAAAACCGAGCUCCCACUUAAGUGAGUCCUGACAGGAUGCUGAUAGUAUGGCUGUAGAGUGACUGCCCUCUCUCUGCACAGUCCCAGCAUGCCUUUCCUCAGAGGCCCCUCAUGCUAGUGUGUAAGGACCCACUAACCGAGGCCCACGGAAGAACCGCUCUUGCGAGCGGAGGAAGCUUGGCCACCAGAGCCAUGGCCAGAGGGGUCGGUGGGGCUUCGCUUAGCUUGUCUCUGUGUCCGCAGUGAGCAUGUCCUUGUCCCGCUUGUACUGUUCGGAAAUGACCUACUGGAAUUGCAAAACCUAGUUUCUCUUUAAAUUUCAGCCUUGACCCUGGCUGUGUUCUAGAAAAAUCAUGUGAGAGGGUAGAACUGAAGAGGGGAGAGCUGAUGUGUGAGCUUGGUUGGUUUCUUCUCCUUUCCUUUCCUGGUGAGAAGCGCACCUGCCUAGGACGCUGCCUCCAGUACCACGGUUGCUCCUCCAUCCUAUUGAUACAGUAUUGUGCAUGCUGGUGUUGUAUUUCUAUACGGUAGCUUGACAUUUAUUAACUUAUACUGUAGGUGUUAUGUAUCCCUAUGACAAAAACAAAAAAAGAAAAAAAACUAAGACUUCAAAAUUUUUUAAACUUUUUUUUUUUAAUUUAAUUUUUUUUUUCCUUUCAGGGGUAAAGUUUGCUUUACCAAAUAGUGAUUGUAACAAAUUGAUCUGUUUUGGAUGUUGCUAUAGUGACAUGCAGUUCUAUAUUUUGUUUUUCAGGGGGGAGGGGACAAAAGAAACACCAGUGUUAGCUUACUCUUAAUGUCUGGUGUUUGUCACGGUGAAAUUAAUAACUAUAACAGUGUAGGAGAACGCCGCGGACGUUCUCUGAAUGCGCCUCUGUGCUUCCUCGUCAUGUUAUGCAGUGAGCUAUUUUUAAGGUCUAAUCAAGUGAUUUUUUUCCCCCCAACUCCGUGUUUCGCUAAGGAAUUAUUUCGCACACGGACCAUUGUUAGCAGUUUUCCUCAGUGAUGGAAUAUUCAUGAAUGUGAGUCAUUAUGUAGCCGUCGUACAUUGAGCAAAAUAAACGUACAGAUCUGA
Peromyscus eremicus (cactus mouse) is the source of this 3623-nucleotide messenger RNA. RefSeq names its product tyrosine 3-monooxygenase/tryptophan 5-monooxygenase activation protein gamma (gene Ywhag). The record is from RefSeq and is a predicted model, not a curated record. Gene Ontology annotation, biological process: signal transduction. Gene Ontology annotation, molecular function: protein kinase C binding. The transcript is spliced from 2 exons. The coding region runs from base 207 to 950 and encodes 247 amino acids. Gene Ontology annotation, cellular component: cytoplasm. NCBI's taxonomy places the organism in Eukaryota, Metazoa, Chordata, Mammalia, Rodentia, Cricetidae.